AACUGUCUUUUUGGGCUUGUUUUGCAAAGGAAUCCCCGUGACUUAGUUCGCGAGAUUACUUUUUUGUAUAUAAACUGAAUCUCGCAGCAUCUGUGUUAUCAUAAUACUCACUGCCUUCAAGCAUCACAUACUUUUACUUAGUCAAAGAAGUAAAUUCAAGAAUUCUAAGAUUUCAUUAUGAAUUUCUCAAAAGUAUUUAUUUUUGUUGCAUUUGUUUUGUCUGUGUUUGCUGGACAAACUGAAGCUGGAUGGUUGAAGAAAAUUGGAAAAAGAUUGGAACGCACUGUCCAAAAUGUUCGUGAUGCAACAAUACAGACAAUUGGAGUUGCUCAACAAGCUGCCAAUGUUGCUGCAACUAUCAAAGGAUAAAACGUUGAUUUUGAAAUGUUAGAUAGUCUGA
Episyrphus balteatus (marmalade hoverfly) is the source of this 400-nucleotide messenger RNA. Its product is annotated as sarcotoxin-1B-like. Gene Ontology annotation, cellular component: extracellular region. The transcript is spliced from 2 exons. Gene Ontology annotation, biological process: defense response to Gram-positive bacterium; antibacterial humoral response; defense response to Gram-negative bacterium. NCBI's taxonomy places the organism in Eukaryota, Metazoa, Arthropoda, Insecta, Diptera, Syrphidae. The record is from RefSeq and is a predicted model, not a curated record. The coding region runs from base 178 to 369 and encodes 63 amino acids.